Messenger RNA from Exophiala viscosa, 1473 nucleotides. RefSeq names its product protein phosphatase PP2A regulatory subunit B. Gene Ontology annotation, cellular component: cytosol; protein phosphatase type 2A complex. Gene Ontology annotation, molecular function: protein phosphatase regulator activity; protein binding. The transcript is spliced from 3 exons. NCBI's taxonomy places the organism in Eukaryota, Fungi, Ascomycota, Eurotiomycetes, Chaetothyriales, Herpotrichiellaceae. Bases 1 to 1473 code for a protein of 490 amino acids. The record is from RefSeq and is a predicted model, not a curated record.
AUGGUGGAGUCGGAGCCCGGAACUCCCACUUGGAAGUUCACUCAAUGUUUUGGCGACAAAGGAGAUGUUGAGGACAUCACAGAGGCCGAUAUCAUCUCCACGGUCGAGUUCGAUCACACGGGAAAUUACCUGGCUACGGGCGAUAAGGGUGGUCGUGUCGUGUUAUUCGAACGAAACGAGACUAAAAAGACCUGCGAGUAUAAAUUCCACACCGAGUUUCAAUCUCAUGAACCUGAAUUCGACUACCUCAAAUCCCUCGAAAUAGAAGAAAAGAUCAACAAGAUCAAAUGGUGCAAACGUCAAAAUGCCUCGCAUUAUCUGCUAUCCACCAACGACAAGACCAUCAAGCUAUGGAAGGUUUUCGAGAAGUCGCUCAAGGUCGUUGCAGAAAACAAUCUCUCAAAUGAACUGACCCCGGGCGGAGUGGGUGGUGGCGGUGCCCCUCGUGCAAAUCCUGUUCACUUCAAGGAUGCUUCGCAGUUGAAGCUUCCUAGGUUGACUCACCACGACACUGUCGUGGCAGCGGUCCCUCGACGAACGUAUGCCAACGCGCAUGCCUAUCAUAUCAACAGCAUCUCCGUCAACAGCGACGGUGAGACAUUCAUCAGCAGUGACGACCUCCGUAUCAACCUAUGGAACCUCAAUAUCCAAGACCAGAGCUUCAACAUUGUGGACAUCAAGCCAGCCAACAUGGAAGAACUUACCGAAGUCAUCACAGCCGCGGAGUUUCAUCCGAUAAACUGCAAUAACUUCAUGUAUGCCAGUUCAAAGGGCACCAUCAAGCUUGCCGACAUGCGUGAGAGUGCACUGUGUGAUCAACAUGCAAAACAAUUCGAACAAGAAGAGGAUCCUUCGUCCCGAUCCUUUUUCUCCGAGAUCAUCUCCUCCAUCUCCGAUGUCCGCUUCUCGCACGACGGCAGAUACAUCCUCUCAAGGGAUUACCUGACAGUCAAGAUUUGGGAUGUGAACAUGGAGAAGCAGCCAGUCAAGACAAUCCCGAUACAUGAACAUUUGCGGCCUCGAUUGUGCGAUACCUACGAGAAUGACAGUAUCUUUGACAAGUUCGAGGUCGUCUUCAGUGGGGAUGGCAGCAAUGUGAUGACGGGAAGCUACAACAACAACUUCAUGAUAUAUCCAUCGGAUCCAGACCAAGAGACGGAAGUGGUUUUGCAAGCCGAUAAAUCCGCCUUCAAAGCUAAGAAAGUUGGAGUGCCGACGCCCAUCAAUACGGGUGCGAAUGGUGCUAAGAAGGGAACAUCAAGAGCUGGAAGUCCAGCCGCUGGUACAGGCAGCAGGAUGAGAAAGGAGACUGAUGCCGACCAGAUCGACUUCAACAAGAAGAUACUCCACAUGAGUUGGCAUCCGUUUGAAGACAGCAUUGCUAUCGCUGCUACUAACAAUGUAAGUCGCCUCUGCUGCAUUUCAUGGACUGUCACUAACCGCAACCAGCUCUUUGUCUUCUCUGCCCUCUAG